AUGUAUCUCUCUGCAAAACUGUUAUCGUCCCUUUUUCUGCUCUGGCGUCUUGGUGCAGCUGACAAACACCAUUAUUGUGCCUGCGUGACUAGAAAGGGAGGACCUAUUAACGUACCUGCAACUCUUAAAAUAAACAGGGAAUGCAGCAAUGCGCUUGUAUUAGCUCAGGACAAUGGGCAAUACUGGUACGGGGGGCAUACCCCAGGCCCUCGCCAUGCUGGCAUAUUUCUUAGCCUCCCUGAUAAGAGCAAAAGGCUUGAUGGAGAUUAUAUGCAUAACCUAUGUAAAGCAGCUGGUGCACCGGAUAGCGCUUGCUUUAACUGCGAUUUCUAUCAGGAAGACGAGGAUGGAGGCAUCCUGUGUCAACGUUAG
Molecule: messenger RNA, 372 nt
Organism: Plenodomus lingam JN3
Lineage: Eukaryota; Fungi; Ascomycota; Dothideomycetes; Pleosporales; Leptosphaeriaceae
Source: RefSeq, a predicted model, not a curated record